Messenger RNA from Lucilia cuprina (Australian sheep blowfly), 2610 nucleotides. Its product is annotated as caspase Dronc-like. Gene Ontology annotation, molecular function: cysteine-type endopeptidase activity. Gene Ontology annotation, biological process: proteolysis. Bases 829 to 2139 code for a protein of 436 amino acids. The record is from RefSeq and is a predicted model, not a curated record. The transcript is spliced from 2 exons. Lineage: Eukaryota; Metazoa; Arthropoda; Insecta; Diptera; Calliphoridae.
UUAUUUAAAAAUAUAUCCCAUAUUUGACCUAUAAAAAUCAUAACUUCUUCAGGUCUUUUUCAUUACUUCUAUGGAGUAAAUUCUCCAUCUUUUUCGCUUUUUUGGAAGUUAUUUUUUUGCUGGGAAUGUUUGCACCAAAUUUAACACUAGGUCCCAAACAAACUCUCCUUAUGAAAGGUUAAAUAUAUAUUUUACUAUAGCUACCAUAUAAUGUGCCUUUUAUAAAAUUAGUUUUUUAUCAAUAGUUGCUUAAGUUUUUAAAUUGAAGUAAAAUUCAACAUAACUUUUACAAUAAAAAAAAACAUUAUUUUUUUAAUUUACAAACCGUUAAACCCUUUAAUAAAAUUUUAACAUUCACAUUUUUGUCAACUCUGUUGUUUAACGAUCGUUCAAUAAACAUACUAAACUUUACAACUGUUCAUACUAAUAUUAUUAAAAUUUCACAACUUUUAACUCAGUUAGUUAGUUGCUCGUUAGUAAACAGUGAAUAUUAUUAAUAAAAACCUUUGUUGCUCAAGAUAAAAUUUACGAGAUAAAUAAAAUAAACCAAAAAAGUUUUACAAAAUUUCCAUAUAAUAAAAAUAUUAAAUAAAAAUAAAUAUUUCUUUAAAUUAAAUUGUAUUAUAUAAACUAUUUAAAAAAAAGAAUUAAAAGAAUAAAGCGAGAUAACAUUUACUUCUGUGUGUAAUUACAGAAAAACUAAUAAAACAUAUUUAAUCACUUCCUAAACAUAACAAUGAAUGCCAAAUAAAAAAAAUUUCAUUAACAACCAAUGUAUACAAAUCUACUGAAAAGGCAAGAUUUAAUACGUCGUCAUUAAUUACAACAAUGGAACCUAGUCAACGUAAACGUAUUACACGAAAUAUUGAUUCAUUAAUAAAUCUAACUGAUUUCGAUCAAUUAUGUCAAGCCUGUUACAGUAAUCAAUUGUUAAGUUAUACUAUGAUACAAAAUAUUUAUCAUUUUGAACCAGAAAAUCAUACGGAAUACACUGAUGAAGAAGACACCAUCAGAAGGAUGCGUCAUAAAAGAUUAUUUCUAAAAAUAACGAAAAGAGGUCCAGAGGCUUUCGAAAAAUUACGUCAAAUUUUUAUAGCUUUAAAAUAUACAGAUGCUUUGAAUGUAUUGUUUGGUGCCGGUGAAGAUAUGAUUUCGAUAAGAUCGAGUAAAAUAACUGGUACAGCAACGUUGGGAAAUGAUGUUGAUAAUGAUGCCCAAGUAGAUCAGGAGAAUAUUGAAGACCCAAAUAUUAUGAAUAAUGUUGGUUUAAAUAGACAGACUUCCCUCUCUUCAACUAACAACGAUAACAAUACUGUUCUACACGAAUACAAUGGGUUAAUUCUUCCUAGGAAAUCCAUUUCUGUUCAACCAGCAAGCAGUAUUACUAUAGAUCCCAAAAUUGGAACAUAUCCUAUGGAAAGUAAAAAUAAACGAGGCAUUUUCUUUAUGGUGAAAAGUGAUGAACAUCAAUCAGAACUGGAUGAAGAUGAUCACUCACUCUUGUCACUGUUUCAACAGAUGGCCUUUAAACUUUAUGCCUAUAGCAAUAUAACACUUAAUCAAUUCCACGAACUACUUGAGCAGCUACUAUGUUCUGAUGUCAUCAAUGGUAUAGAAUGUUUUGUCUUGGCCUUACGAUCAGGCGGUCGUAUAGUCGAUGGUGAACAAAGGAUAACAUUUAACGAUGGUUCUGUGGUUAAAGUAGAAGAAAUUCAACAACAUUUCUAUAGUCAACAAUGCAAACAUCUAGUGGGUAAACCGAAAAUUUUCAUAUAUCCCUAUAGUGAAAUAUCGAAUAGAACUCUAAGUCAUACGAACAGAAUACAAACAGACAGUAUUGGUCAACAGAUUCAUUUAAAACAUGUAUCUCAAUUGUCGGAUGUUAUUAAUUGUUAUGCCACAACUAAGGGUUUUAUGGAUCAACGGGAUGAUGAGAACUAUAAGCGUUAUAUACAGAAUUUUGUUGAUGUCAUCGCCGAACAUGCAUGUAAUACUCAUUUCGAGAAUAUGCUUAAGAAAAUUCAAAAAAAUGUUGCCAUAUUGAGUGUUAGUCGAGGUCAGUACUUACAAAUGUCCAGUUAUGAUAAUAUUAGCUUUAAUAAAGUUCUAUAUUUUAAUCCUGGAGUCAAUGUAAAUUAAAUUAUUUAUAAGAAUUUGUUAUAUGUUUUUUAUACAUUUCAAAAGCUUUAAAAUAAAAAAAAAAAAAUAGUUUUACUUAAUUGAAAAAUGUUGAAUGUCAGUAAUCUACAAUGUAAAUCUAAGUUCCUUGACAUUAUGUAUAACAUAAUUUUUAAUAAGUUUAUUUUUACUAGUAAUAAAUUGAAUUGAAAAUUCCUGAUACAUAUAUAGAAAUAAUAGAUAAAUGAUCAUUAUAUUAAGAGAAUAUUGUUUAAGUCAUCAUUAUAUUAAUAGAAUAUUAAUAAAUUUCUUUAUUACGGACACUUCUUCAAGUACAAAAGAUAUCAAAUAAGAAUAACAAUAACUAAUAAAUUAUAGUCGGGCGAGGCCAAUCAUAUAAUACCUUACACCUUUGACGAAAAUAUAAUGUGAUUUAGUUGCCAUAAUAAAGCAUUUAAUAUGAAUUGUACCUUGUCUCAGAUAUACAUACUU